Messenger RNA from Brassica rapa (field mustard), 1676 nucleotides. Its product is annotated as TOM1-like protein 1. Gene Ontology annotation, molecular function: phosphatidylinositol binding; ubiquitin binding. NCBI's taxonomy places the organism in Eukaryota, Viridiplantae, Streptophyta, Magnoliopsida, Brassicales, Brassicaceae. Gene Ontology annotation, biological process: protein transport to vacuole involved in ubiquitin-dependent protein catabolic process via the multivesicular body sorting pathway. The record is from RefSeq and is a predicted model, not a curated record.
AAGGGAUACAGUUAUUCUCGCGACCAAACACGUAAGAGAGAGAGAGCAUUUUCUUCUUCUUCUUCUUCGUUGAGAAUUUGGCGUCAACGAUAUUGACUCUCUUCUAGUCGCCUUCUUGUUGCUAGAUCGUUUCAUAUUCGGCUUAGUUAUCUUCUGAGCUUCUCAUCAUUUUCUGACGUAGCAAAGGUUUUGAGAAUCAGCAAAGAUGAGUGACAAUCUCAUGGACAAAGUUACCGCCUUUGGCGAGCGCCUCAAGAUUGGAGGUUCGGAAGUGAGCAACAAAAUCACUGCUGGUAUGAGCUCGAUGAGCUUCAAAGUCAAGGAGCUUUUCCAAGGCCCUAACCCAACUGAUAAGAUAGUUGAGGAUGCUACUUCGGAGAAUCUAGAGGAGCCUGACUGGGAUAUGAACUUGGAGAUAUGCGACAUGAUUAAUCAGGAGACGAUUAAUAGCGUUGAUUUGAUCCGUGGGAUUAAGAAGAGGAUAAUGAUGAACCAGCCUAGGAUUCAGUACCUUGCCUUGGUUUUACUUGAGACGUGUGUUAAGAACUGUGAGAAGGCCUUCUCGGAGGUGGCAGCUGAGAGAGUCCUUGAUGAAAUGGUGAAGCUUAUUGAUGAUCCGCAGACAGUUGUGAAUAAUCGGAACAAGGCUUUGAUACUGAUAGAAGCUUGGGGAGAAUCGACCAGUGAACUCCGCUACCUACCAGUUUUCGAAGAAACUUACAAGAGCUUAAAAGCGAGAGGUAUCCGUUUCCCUGGACGAGACAACGAGAGCUUGGCACCUAUUUUCACCCCUGCUCGGUCAGCUCCAGCACCAGAAGUGAAUGCUGAUCCUGCUCAGCAUGCGCAUGAGUCUGAACAUGCUCAGUAUAAUGCUCCUGUAAGAAGCUUUACCGCGGAGGAGACAAAGGAAGCAUUCGAUAUAGCAAGAAACAGCAUUGAACUUCUUUCCACGGUUCUGUCCUCUUCACCUCAACACGAUGCUUUACAGGAUGACUUGACAACGACACUUGUACAACAAUGCCGUCAGUCUCAAACCACAGUCCAAAGAAUCAUCGAAACAGCAGGUGAAGACGAAGCCCUUCUAUUCGAAGCCUUGAACGUGAACGACGAGCUUGUGAAAACACUGUCCAAGUACGAGGAGAUGAACAAACCCUCAGCACCGCUAACCACACCUGAACCAGCCAUGAUUCCCGUUGCUGAAGAGCCUGAUGACGCUUCAGAUCAUGGGAAAGAAGAAUCUCUAGUCAGAAAAUCAUCGAUUGCACGAGGUGGGAGCCAUGGAGGAGGUGGUGGUGGGAGUGGGGAUGACAUGAUGGAUGAUCUAGAUGAGAUGAUAUUUGGCAAGAAAAGUGGCGGAGAUGGUGAUUCUUCUUCAACUGAUGACACGAAAAAGCAGCAGUCUCCGUCUAAAAGCGAUGAUCUCAUUCGAUUCUGAGAUGGUUUCUUUCCUGCGAAAAGCUGAACUCUUUUUUCUUUUUUUUUUAAAAUGAAUUUGGUGUUUAAUUGAUGAUUCAAAACAGUUUUAGUGUAAGUAAGUUGUGUUUAAGGAUCUCUCUUGACUUAUGUGAUGGUCUUAUGAUGGAGAUGUCAGACAUAGAUUUCAAACUUUAUCUGCUCCAACCAUCACCAACCAAACUUCAAAACUUUAUUGUAAUGUUUAGACUAUUUUAGCGUAA